AUGGACGAGGACGACUCGGGGAACGAGCGUCCAGUGAAGAAGCGUAAGGCAACAUAUCUCAUCAACAAGGAGAAGAAGGCGAGAUUGAGUCGAGAGGUGGAAGAACUGGAAGCUCAGCUGGCAGCAUUGAAAGAUCGAGUGGGACUUAUGGGAGGCCAGAGUCUUGAUAAAGUGGCGACCAGCAACGCGCGAGCGUCGCCUAAUCCGCUCUACUCUUUCAUCCACCUUGGAGUUGAUCAUGAGUCGCGUCGCCAAACACUCGCUGCUAUCCAAGAGCACAAAAUUCAGAACGGAGUGGACUAUUUGAAGGCCAAAAGCUGUCAUCUGGAUCUACUUCAGCCGUACAGUACGUACGAGGAGUUUGUAGAUGCGCAGGGGAAUUUGUGCUCCUCGCUUUUCAAUGUGACGCAGUUUAGAGGAGUCAACUCUGUGCGAGAAGUGUAUGAAGCAGCCAUGUUCCAUUUUUUUAACGAGGAGAUUUCCAUCUCCGAGAGACUGGGGUGCAUCACGGUGCGUGACGACUACGACACAGUCGGGGACCACUUCUGCAACUGUCGCUUGUCUGCUGCUGAUGAGGACGGCGUCCAGACUGAGCUGAACCUCGCGUCCUUUGCGCAAUACGUCGAUGCCGAGCAGUCGGAUACUAGGGAACCGUUUGCAGUUCUCGUGAGGGACAGCGUCGACGUAGACGAGUUGUAUCCGUACAGUCCAGACCAGUGCGUCCGCAAAGAGCAAACGGGUGCUAUUCUCUUGACGGCUAACAAGAGUGAAGACAGCGAAGAGGAAGAGCUCGUUGUGGUCAUGCGGUCUGCUGGUUUGGUGAAGAUCCACCGUCCGACAUUCUCCGUUUCUGAGCAAUUUCAACGAGGCCUGCUCAAGAGAAUGACCGCGACGUUUGAUGUUAUGAUAGCGUCCAUGCGAGGUGUCCUUUGUACCAGUCUCCAAGAGGUAUGA
Molecule: messenger RNA, 954 nt
Organism: Phytophthora infestans T30-4
Lineage: Eukaryota; Oomycota; Peronosporomycetes; Peronosporales; Peronosporaceae
Exons: 2
Coding region: 1-954 (317 amino acids)
Source: RefSeq, a predicted model, not a curated record